AUGAGAAGGAGAACCAAUUAUAGUCCAAUACCUUCGCCUCUUCACCAACCAGUCCCACUUUCAAUUCCGUGGGUUCCUGCCAUCAAUGAUAGAGAUCACAUGUAUCUAAACCUUGCACCUAUCAUUAUAAUUGUCAUAGCUGGCACAACUUGCAUAAUUUUUUUUCUCAUCACCUUGUUCAAAAUCCUAAGGUACUAUUAUCCAAAUAGAUACAACGUUAGCAGAAGUAACCCACCAAUAUUAUUUGACAUUCGUGGAGAUUCUCCCUUUUCUGAUGAUGAGGAACAUGAUCAAGCCAUUAGGCACCCCAUAUGGUUCAUCCCCACAGAGGGUCUCCAACAAUCAAUCAUAGACUCCAUCACAGUCUACAAAUACAGAAAAGAUGAAGGGUUGGUUAAAGAAACUGAGUGUCUUGUUUGCCUUGGUGAGUUUCAACAAGAAGAGAGUCUCAGAGUAUUGCCAAAGUGUAACCACGCUUUUCACAUCCCUUGCAUUGAUACUUGGUUGAGAUCUCAUAAAAGUUGUCCCUUGUGCCGUGCACCUAUUGUUCUUGAUGUUGCUAGUGUUGGUGGUGGCACCGAGUCUGACUCAAAUGUUUCUGAUAUGAACGAAUACGUAGAAGAAAGUAAUAGUGGUGGAGUGAGGGUUGGAGAUGAAGAAAAUUCUAGUGAAGAGGGGAGGGAUGAUGGAAUUCAUGUUUUGAAUGAAUGUGUCGAGGUGAGUGGCCAUUCUACAAUUCUAAUUGGUUCUGCUUCUGAUGUUAGUGCACAAGAAUUUGAUGAUGAAAUUGAACUCAAAAUGAAGAGAUCUGUCUCGGUGGAUUCAUCUUCUGCUUCAAUAGUAUUUAGUGAUGUGUUGGAAUUAAAUUUUGAUAUAGAAAGCUUAGACACCAACACCAACUUGGUGGUUGAAAAGGUUUCAAUUUCAAGUAACAAGGAUGUUGCUAUUGCUAAGGAGGGUAGCGAAAGUUCAACCAAUAACAAACUGGCUUCAGUUGGGCAUGCAAUGCAAGAGAGGCAUUGCUCAUUGAGGUUCUCUUCACAUAACACAAAAUUCUUAUUUUCCAAGCGUAGCAGGAGCCAGAGUUUAACUCUUCCAUUGUGA
Glycine soja is the source of this 1104-nucleotide messenger RNA. RefSeq names its product E3 ubiquitin-protein ligase RING1-like. The coding region runs from base 1 to 1104 and encodes 367 amino acids. Lineage: Eukaryota; Viridiplantae; Streptophyta; Magnoliopsida; Fabales; Fabaceae. The transcript has a single exon. The record is from RefSeq and is a predicted model, not a curated record. Gene Ontology annotation, biological process: protein ubiquitination.